GCUCAAAACUUUCGCUUUCGCUCCUACGAGGUCACUUAAUUUUUAGUUAAGGACUUCUGCAUUUAUGUUUACGGCGAGGUGUUUUUGUCUAGAACUUUUAUACACUUCAUUAUAUUAUCUGGCUACUGCAUUGUGAUUAAAAUCAUUUUAGAAGCUUGAGCAGCAUCAGAAUAAAAUUUUGAUAUAUAGUUUUUCCGUUUGCAAGGUGGGGACGUGAUUAAACUGUUCGAGCCACUUUUCACAUGUAGCUUAUCUCUGACAAGUUUUGUUCUCGUUAAGACACAGUUUGUGUUGAAGAUGGAAGAAGGAGCUAAGAUGCACAUGAAAGAGUGGCUGAUAGCUCAGAUAGAGAGUGGGAAAUAUGAAGGACUGUGCUGGGAAGAUGAGGACAAAACUAUGUUCAGGAUCCCGUGGAAGCACGCAGCUAAGAAGGACUACAAACAGACGGCGGAUGCAGCUCUCUUCAAGGCCUGGGCUGUGUACAAGGGCAAGUACAGGGAGGGGAGGGAUAAAGCUGACCCCACCAUGUGGAAGACCCGUCUCCGCUGUGCUCUCAACAAGAGCACAGACUUCCAGGAGGUCCCUGAACGCAACCAGCUGGACAUCACUGAACCCUAUAAAGUCUACCUUAUCCAGCAAGACAAUGUGCCAGCCGUGCCAGCCAGGCCAGCAGAGUCUCCCCAGACAAAGGAUCAAGUGAUCAUCCAGGCUAAGAGGUCUCCAAAGAGCCCCGGUUUUCUGGACAGACAGCUUCAUUAUCAAAAUGAAUCAUUUCAAGCAUGUAAAGAAGAAGAAGAAAAACCAUUGACUGAGGAUCUGCUGAGGGAGCACAUGUAUUGUGAGUUCACAGGAAAUAAACCUCAAAAUCACAGCCCUGCUCCCUUACCCUUCCUCAGCCCUACACUUACUAUAUCAGACCUUCGUAUGCAGGUGAUAUUGUUGUACCACGGCCAGAGGGUGAUGAAAGUAACCACCAGGAGCCCAGAUGGGUGCUUCAUCCUGCAGGGCUGUGUCCCCUUGGGAAACGAACGGAUCUACGGGCCCUGCACUGCCCAGCAGCUCUCCUUGCCUUCCCCAGGCUCUGUGUCCCUGCCGUCAUGCAUAGCUGAAGCAAUGAACCGACUUCUUUGUCAUCUGGAGAGGGGUGUGCUAUUAUGGGUGGCCCCAGAUGGGGUGUUCAUCAAGCGGUUCUGUCAAGGCAGGGUAUACUGGAGUGGCCCCAUGGCCCAACACACUGACCGACCCAACAAACUGGAGCGAGAAAAGACCUUCAAACUGCUUGAUAUACCCACAUUUCUCAAUGGGCUCCAGAGGUGUUUACAGGGGAAGGGACCUACACCUUCUUAUGAAAUUGAGCUCUGUUUCGGAGAGGAAUAUCCAGACCCCAACGUACCUAAAACCAAGAAGCUGAUCAUGGCGCAGGUGGGUGGAAAAGGUGGUGCCCUUGUUUGCAGUGGAACUUCUACAGAGGUUCAACUUGGGAGAGACUGAGGAGGUACGUCCAACUCUCACCUCCAACACAGAGGGUGAGAAGAUGUAGGAAGACAGGAAAAGCUACCCUGCACCAGGGUAGCCAUGAACAAUAUACAAGUGGAUUAUUGAAGCUUUAUUCCUUCCCUGUCAUCAUCAUGAAAGACAUCCUAAGAGCAGAGCAGAAAAAUACAGAGUGUCAUCACUGGAUAAGUAUAUAUGAUGGAGAAAUGAUGGAGGUGGUGCAUCGUAGACCUAGUAUUUGCAAUGCAUAAAGGAAAAGUCAAAGUAAUUUCCUUUAUUUUUACCAUAUAUUGAUUUUUUUCACGUCCACCAUGCAGCUAGACUGGCAAGAGCUAUCACCUGCUGUUAAAGCAAACAUCUUGUUUAACCCAAUAAAACAUGCUGAUAACAUACUGUUAAUGUAAAAAAAAAGCCUGCAUUUUUUGUUAACCCCAUAUUCAGCAUAUGUAUUAAAUGAUAAUUUAAGAGUAUAGUACUUUACAACACAUGUAGAGAAUAAAUUGACACCUUUCAUUAAAUCUAUAAAGCUUU
This is a messenger RNA of Siniperca chuatsi (mandarin fish), 2025 nucleotides long. It is a transcript of the gene irf10, whose product is annotated as interferon regulatory factor 10. Bases 298 to 1491 code for a protein of 397 amino acids. Gene Ontology annotation, cellular component: nucleus. Gene Ontology annotation, molecular function: protein binding; DNA-binding transcription factor activity, RNA polymerase II-specific; RNA polymerase II cis-regulatory region sequence-specific DNA binding. The transcript is spliced from 8 exons. Lineage: Eukaryota; Metazoa; Chordata; Actinopteri; Centrarchiformes; Sinipercidae. The record is from RefSeq and is a predicted model, not a curated record. Gene Ontology annotation, biological process: regulation of transcription by RNA polymerase II; immune system process.